UCUCCCGACUCUUUCUGUCUCUCUCUCUCUCUGUACCCUUCCAUUUAUCCCUGUUUUCUCUGUCGACGACCUUCUCAACCAAUACCAACUCGCUUUGAAUCGCCAUGUCUGCUCUCAACGAUAUCAUCAACCUCAACCUCUCCGAGACCACCGACAAGAUCAUCGCCGAGUACAUAUGGAUCGGCGGUUCGGGCAUCGACUUGCGAAGCAAGGCCAGGACGCUGGCGGGCCCGGUGACCGACCCGGCCAAGCUGCCGAAGUGGAACUACGACGGUUCGAGCACGGACCAGGCCCCCGGCCACGACAGCGAAGUCAUCCUGUACCCACAGGCGGUGUUCAAGGAUCCCUUCAGAAGAGGAAACAACAUCUUGGUCAUGUGCGAUGCCUACACGCCCGCCGGCGAGCCGAUCCCGACCAACAAGAGAUUCGCCGCCGCCAAGGUCUUCAGUCACCCUGACGUGGCCGCCAAAGAGCCCUGGUAUGGCAUCGAGCAGGAGUAUACCCUCCUUCAAAAGGAUGUUCGCUGGCCUGUUGGAUGGCCGGUGGGCGGUUUCCCUGGCCCUCAAGGACCGUACUACUGUGGAGUGGGCGCGGACAAGGCGUUCGGCCGAGACAUAGUGGACUCUCACUACAAGGCCUGCUUGUAUGCCGGAAUCAACAUCGGUGGGAUCAACUGCGAAGUCAUGCCGAGCCAGUGGGAGUUCCAAGUGGGCCCUUCGGUCGGAAUCUCUGCCGGAGACCAAACAUGGGUCGCCCGUUACAUUCUCGAGAGGAUCACAGAAAUUGCUGGGGUGGUCCUUUCUUUCGACCCGAAACCGAUCAAGGGUGAUUGGAACGGUGCCGGUGCCCACACGAACUACAGCACCAAGUCCAUGAGGGAGGACGGCGGCCUCGGCGCGAUCAAGAAGGCGAUCGAGAAGCUGGGAUUGCGCCACAAGCACCACAUCGCCGCGUACGGAGAGGGCAACGAGAGGAGGCUGACCGGCCAUCACGAGACCGCGGACAUCAACACGUUCUCUUGGGGGGUUGCGAACCGAGGAGCAUCCAUACGCUUGGGCCGCGAUACCGAGAAAGCCGGAAAAGGCUACUUCGAAGACAGGAGGCCUGCGUCAAACAUGGACCCGUACGUUGUCACCUCCAUGAUCGCCGAGACCACCAUUCUCUGGAAACCUUAAGGAUUUCAAAACCGGGGAAAAAAAUAUAUUUUCUUGAUUAGGUCUGAUUCUAUGGUGUCGUAAAUAAAGGACGGAAUUGUUUCUCGUCUUCUGUCUUUCAUAUUAUGUUGAAGUUA
Rhodamnia argentea is the source of this 1291-nucleotide messenger RNA. RefSeq names its product glutamine synthetase cytosolic isozyme-like. Gene Ontology annotation, molecular function: glutamine synthetase activity. Gene Ontology annotation, cellular component: cytoplasm. NCBI's taxonomy places the organism in Eukaryota, Viridiplantae, Streptophyta, Magnoliopsida, Myrtales, Myrtaceae. The record is from RefSeq and is a predicted model, not a curated record. The transcript has 13 exons. Bases 105 to 1175 code for a protein of 356 amino acids.